AGCGAAACCCUAAUACCUCCUCGGUCCUUCUCUUGCUUCUUCGACGCGUGUGGCAGCCAGUGGAAGGUCGGUGUUGGAGAUUCGAUCAUUUCCUCGCGCACUAUUCGAAGCAAUGGCGACAGCGUACGCAGCAGCGAAGCCAACUAAGAUAGGGCUGGAGGAGCCCCGUGAGGAGCUGAACCGGAUCCGGAUCACCCUCUCCUCCAAGAACGUCAAGAAUCUGGAGAAAGUGUGUGCGGAUCUGGUAAAGGGCGCCAAGGACAAGGCGCUGACUGUUAAGGGGCCCGUGAGGAUGCCCACCAAGGUACUUAACAUUACCACCCGGAAAUCUCCGUGCGGUGAAGGAACCAAUACAUGGGAUCGGUUUGAGCUCCGGGUACACAAGAGGGUAAUUGAUCUUUGCAGCUCUCCUGAAGUAGUGAAGCAGAUCACCUCCAUUACAAUUGAGCCUGGUGUUGAGGUUGAAGUCACAAUCGCAGAAUCAUAAGCCUAGUCUGUUAAAUCCAAUUUCAAGGCCAUCUGGCUUCUCUUAUUUACUAUAAAUUGGCACGUACAUGAAUACCAUCUAUCGGCUCGAUUAUUAUGCCACAAUUUGUAGUUCAGAAGCUUCUCUUCUUUCUUAAGGAGCUGUUUGAUCUCUCAAACUUGAA
Molecule: messenger RNA, 650 nt
Organism: Zingiber officinale
Lineage: Eukaryota; Viridiplantae; Streptophyta; Magnoliopsida; Zingiberales; Zingiberaceae
Product: 40S ribosomal protein S20-1-like
Exons: 4
Coding region: 113-487 (124 amino acids)
Biological process (GO): translation
Cellular component (GO): cytosolic small ribosomal subunit; ribosome
Molecular function (GO): structural constituent of ribosome
Source: RefSeq, a predicted model, not a curated record